This is a messenger RNA of Suncus etruscus (white-toothed pygmy shrew), 2996 nucleotides long. RefSeq names its product solute carrier family 38 member 10 (gene SLC38A10). The record is from RefSeq and is a predicted model, not a curated record. The transcript is spliced from 17 exons. Gene Ontology annotation, molecular function: amino acid transmembrane transporter activity. Gene Ontology annotation, biological process: amino acid transmembrane transport. The coding region runs from base 25 to 2919 and encodes 964 amino acids. Lineage: Eukaryota; Metazoa; Chordata; Mammalia; Eulipotyphla; Soricidae.
CGGGGCCCCUCCCGCGGCCGCACGAUGACCGCGGCCGGCUCCUCCAACUGGGGCCUGAUCACGAACAUCGUGAACAGCAUCGUGGGCGUCAGCGUCCUCACCAUGCCCUUCUGCUUCAAGCAGUGUGGCAUCGUCCUGGGCGCGCUCCUGCUGCUCUUCUGCUCCUGGAUGACGCAGCAGUCCUGCCUCUUUCUGGUCAAGGCCGCCAGCCUCAGCAAGCGCCGGACCUACGCCGGCCUGGCACUGCAUGCCUAUGGCCGCGCCGGAAAGAUGCUGGUGGAGACCAGCAUGAUCGGCCUCAUGCUGGGCACCUGCAUCGCCUUCUACGUGGUUAUCGGGGACCUGGGCGGAGACUUCCUGGCCCGGCUCUUCGGGCUGCAGCUGACACGUGGCACGCGGGCGCUGCUGCUGUUCACUGUGUCGCUGUGCAUCGUGCUCCCGCUGAGCCUGCAGCGCAACCUGCUGGCGUCCAUUCAGUCCUUCAGCGCCAUGGCUCUCGCCUUCUACUCCGUCUUCAUGCUGGUGAUUGUGCUGUCCUCCCUCCAGCAUGGCCUGUUCCGAGGCCAUUGGCUGCAGCAGGUCGGCUACUUCCGCUGGCACGGCGUCUUCCGCUGCGUCCCCAUCUUUGGCAUGUCCUUUGCCUGCCAGUCCCAGGUGCUGCCCACCUACGACAGCCUGGACGAGCCAUCGGUGAAGACGCUGGCGUCCAUAUUUGGGUCCUCCCUGCACGUGGUCACCACCUUUUACGUGAUGGUGGGUUUCUUUGGCUACGUGAGCUUCACCGAGGCCAUCGCAGGCAAUGUGCUGAUGCACUUCCCGUCCAACUUGGUGACCGAGAUGAUCCGCGUGGGCUUCGCCAUGUCGGUGGCUGUGGGUUUCCCCAUGAUGAUCCUGCCCUGCAGACAAGCCCUCAACACAUUGCUGUUCGAGCAGCAGCAGAAGGACGGGACGUUCGCGGCUGGGGGCUACAUGCCGCCUCUGCGCUUCAAGGCCCUCACCUUCUGCAUCGUCUUCGGGACCAUGGUCGGUGGCAUCCUUAUCCCCAACGUGGAGACCAUCCUGGGCCUCACGGGAGCCACCACCGGCAGCCUCAUCUGCUUCAUCUGCCCAGCCCUCAUCUACCGAAAAGUGCACCGAAGCGCUCCAGCUUCCCAGGUGGUGCUGUGGGUCGGUCUGGGCAUCCUGGUGAUCAGCACACACAGCACGCUCUUUGCCAGUGACUACACUGCUGUGGACACUGCCCUGGGAGCCCCUGGUGGCCAGCGAGCCGAGUUGGAGGCUGUGGUCAAGGCGAAGGCCGCUCAGCUCCCAGGCCCCAAACCCCUGGUAGAUGUGGCCCAGGACAACCGGCCCCACCUGAAGCUGCCGGAGGAGAAGCAGGAGCUGGAGCAGGCCCAGAUCAAGGGCCCCGAAAAAGUGCCUGUGAGGGACAGUGCCCAGGAGAAAGAUGCGGCUCAGCUGGACCGUCCGGGACAAGGCGUGGCUGCGCCCGUGGGUGAAGCUCAUCGCCACGAGCCGCCCAUCCCUCACGACCAAGUGGUGGUGGACGAGGGCAGGGACCGUGAAGGCCCAGGGGAGAAUGAGCAACUCCCCAAACAUAAGCAGGAGCAAGGGCUGGAUGCCCAGGCUCAGAAGGGGCCCCCACCACCACCACCUGAUGCAGAGAAGGGGCCGCCUGGGCAGGGCCAGGCCUUGGGGGCAGCUAGGCCUCCCCCAGAACCGCCCCAGCUGCACGGCCAGGCAGCCCUCGAGCCCCUUAAGGAUAGGCCUCCAGCGGCUCCCUCCCAGGGACACGUGGAAGGAAGAGGAGUCGGCGCCCUGCAGCUGGGCCCUGCACCUAGGAGUGAGCCUGAAGCAGUUGCCGUAGUCCCUCCUGCUAAUGCUGCCCCUGAGAAGCCCGCCGUGGGGGCUGGGGUGCCAGCGGAGCCCCAAGAACAGAAGGGUGUGGAGGAACCAGUGGGGGCAGAGCACACAGGUGGCCGGCUGGAAGUGGCUGAAAUCCAAAAAUUAGUAGCAGGACCAGGACGUGCAGAGCUUCUGGACCAUGCGGUGCUGCUGCAGGUGAUCCAGGAGCAGCAGGAGCAGCAGAAGCGGCUCCUGGAGCAGCAGGAGAAGCUCCUGGCGGUGAUUAAAGAGCAGCACAAAGAGAUGCACCAGCAGCAGCAGGAUGGGGAUGCGCCCCCAGAGCCCCAAGGGAAGGAGCAGGAAGCAGCAGCAAAGCCUGUGGACUCAGCACCUGGUGCUCCUGGACACAAUCUGCGCCCCUUGGAGGAUUCCCAAGUGGCCACUGCCAGACCCCCGGCCAAUGCUCAUGGUGGUGCUGCGGACGCUGAGCUCAGGGAGGACCCUGUCAAGGCUCCCAGGCCUGGAACCCGCCCAGUACAGAGCCACAACGUGGCUGUGGAAGGUGCAGGAGAGCAAAAGCCCAGAGGGGCCAUGGCAGCAUCAGCGCCGGCUCCCCUCAAGGCAGUGGCCCCUCCUGAGCAGGCACAGCCAAAGGUGGAUCCCCCAGGCUUGCCAGGCAAGAGGGAAGUAUUGGGGCAGGCCCAGAUGGUGACUGACAAGGCCCAAGGGCCACCAGAGGCGGAACCUGUGCAGAGGGACGGGGGUGUUGCCCGAGACCCUGAGCCUGGCCCCAGGCCCGCCUUUCCUGAUCCCCAAAGGCCCGAAAAUGGCAAACCCAGCCGAGAGCUCAAAGUCCAGGUGGACUCUGACCUGCGGCGGCGGCGGGACACAGUCCCUGCCCAGGAAGAAGCGCCACUGCUUGGCUUCCAGCCCCUGCCCGGCGCCCAAGGCAGGGACCUCCGGAGCGCCUUGGAGACACAGUUGCACCAGGCCGCAGAAGGGGUGGGAGGUGCGCUGCGGGUGCUGUCUGGCCGCCAGGUCAAACAAGCGAACACAGCCCUGGAGGAGGCUUGAGCUGGGGGAGACUGACCUGCCCCUCCAGCCAGACCUGCAUCCCAAGUGCUGCAGCAGAAUAAAAACGUGCCUUUGAC